CCACCACCCAUCUGUCCGCCUCGCACAUGUCUGAACGGUGGCACCUGCCACCUGGGUGCCCAAAAUCACCUGGAGUGCCUGUGUCCGCUGGGCUUUGCCGGGGCAUACUGCCAGGUGGAGGCAAGGGGGACGACGCUGUCCCCGGCCACGCAGGCCCCGCCGCCCAGCCGGCAGAUCAGCAUCACGCAGGUCAGCAGCACCUCCCUCAAAGUGGACUUGCAGAACUACAUCCAGUCCAAGGCGCAGCUGAAGGGCAUCCGCUUGAGCUACCGAAAUCUCUCUGGGCCGGACAAGCGACCGGUGAUGCUGCGUUUGCCAGCUUCACUCGCCGAGGACACAGGGCGGGCGCUGGAGCUUUUUUUUCUGAAGCCCAACUGCACCUACCGCAUCUGCAUCGGGCCCCUGGGGGAGAAGGUCUCCAAGGAGGAGCACUGCGCCGAGGCACAGACCUUGCCCGCGAGCCACCAGCAGCGCUCACCUGUCACCCAGGGCAAGGACGGCAACCUCACCCUGAUGAUCGUCCCCGCGCUGGCCGCCGUGCUACUACUGGUGGUGCUGGUGACAGCCGGCACGUACUACCGCCGGCACCGCCGGGCGAAGGCGCAUGCUGGUGCUGGGGUGGACACUGGCCCAUUGGAGCUGGAAGGGGUGAAAGCCUGCCUGGAAAAUGGAGAUUUGAGCAGCCAUGGCCACAAGGUGCCGGAGGCGGCGAUGCUUUCUGGUGGCUCUGAGUGCGAGGUUCCACUGAUGCAGUCGCACUACCCCAGCAACAACAACACCCCGGGGCUCAAACCCUCCUAUUUCUGA
Molecule: messenger RNA, 807 nt
Organism: Mesitornis unicolor (brown roatelo)
Lineage: Eukaryota; Metazoa; Chordata; Aves; Mesitornithiformes; Mesitornithidae
Product: vasorin-like
Source: RefSeq, a predicted model, not a curated record